GGCAAAGCCUCAGUUACACAAAAGCAAAGAAAGGCAUUGAGGAGUGAUCAGAUCAGCAGAGUAGAAAUAGUUAACAGCAUUUGCUGAAGAAGAUGAAGUUGAGCAGUUCUUCUAUGGGUAACAAUAAAAGAAGGUUGUCAAGCAGAGGAUUAGGAGGAGGUCUGCUCCGAAAGCAGAGGGGUAGGCUUUACAUAAUUAGGAGAUGUGUAGUCAUGCUCCUCUGCUGGCAUGAUUGAAGUGGGCUGGAGAUGACCUUCCCUGUGCUCUGGUCAUCUUAAUUCUUCUUCACUAGUCGCCGGGAUGGUCGACGACGCCUUUCCCUCCCUUUUUUUGAGUGUAAAUAGCAGAAGGCGGAUGUUAAGUAGAAUAUUACGGACUUUUGUAACAGCUUGCUCCUUUGGGCAUUUCUUUGUACACUGAAAAUGCUUAAUUAGAAGAUCCAUUUCUGUUUGACAAAA
Molecule: messenger RNA, 458 nt
Organism: Macadamia integrifolia
Lineage: Eukaryota; Viridiplantae; Streptophyta; Magnoliopsida; Proteales; Proteaceae
Product: small polypeptide DEVIL 4-like
Exons: 1
Coding region: 93-236 (47 amino acids)
Biological process (GO): negative regulation of cell population proliferation
Source: RefSeq, a predicted model, not a curated record